CAACUGCUAAACCCUCGUGAGGGAUCUCCUGGUAGCCAUCGCAGGGAGGCAGGAUACCGCAAUGGCCAAUCUGGCGCUGUUGAUAUUUCUGGUAGUCUUAUUGACUCAAGUGGUCUCUUGGGUCGGCAAGUCUGUUCUUCAGGAGUUGGCUUUCUCCCUCUACAGUCGAUUGUUCUUGACAUCAGCAGCUAAGAAGCAGAGAUCAUUACGGAAACAGGUGCUAGAUGAUAAAGCAGAGCUUGGGAGGACCUCGUCACAGGAUGAAUUCGCCAAAUGGGCCAAAAUCAAACGGAGAUUGGACAAGAGUCUGGCGGAUCUAGAAAAGUCCAACUCAACUCUAGCCUCUGCCCGGACUAAGUUUACGGUCCAGUUCUCUUCCCUCAUCUGGAUAUGCACGACAGGCGCUCAGUUGGUUCUCGUGUGGUGGUUUAGGAAACGACCAGUUUUCUGGCUGCCGAGGGGAUGGAUCCCGGGUCCGAUAGUAUGGCUGUUGAGCUUCCCAAGCGCUCCAUUGGGUGCCGUGUCAUCCGGUGCAUGGGCAGCGGUGUGCAAAAGAGUCUUUGCGACCGUCGAGGAGAUCGUCAAGGCUCUCAUGGCGCCAUCACCGGCCCCAGUUCCCAUGGCUAAUCAAGCUGGGCCACAAUCAUCACGGCCUACAGCUACAAUAGAGCCCAUAGAGCUGGAGCACGAGAAGGUUGAUUGAUAAUGAAUACAUGUGGAAACAAGU
This is a messenger RNA of Kockovaella imperatae, 727 nucleotides long. RefSeq names its product protein GET1. Bases 62 to 703 code for a protein of 213 amino acids. The record is from RefSeq and is a predicted model, not a curated record. NCBI's taxonomy places the organism in Eukaryota, Fungi, Basidiomycota, Tremellomycetes, Tremellales, Cuniculitremaceae. The transcript is spliced from 5 exons. Gene Ontology annotation, biological process: tail-anchored membrane protein insertion into ER membrane. Gene Ontology annotation, cellular component: GET complex.